UCCAACGUGGCCGCCGCGAGGAGUGAAGAAAAUAACCUGAUUAAAUAAGAAAUUUCAGUUAUAAAUUGAAAAGAAAUAUUUCCUCUUUAAUUUUCAACUUAUACCGAAAAUGAGUAAGCCUAUUUUGUAUUCAUAUUUCCGCAGUUCAUGUUCAUGGCGAGUGCGUAUUGCAUUGGCAUUGAAAGGCAUUGACUAUGAAACGAAUCCUGUCCAUUUACUCAAAGAUGGAGGACAACAGUUUUCUGAUGAAUAUUCAAAGUUAAAUCCAAUACAUGCUUUACCAACACUUCUUAUUGACAAUCUGACGCUGACUCAAUCGAUCAGUAUUCUGGAAUACCUUGAGGAAACACGACCAGAGCCACCUUUAUUACCUCCCAAUGAUCCUGCAAAAAGAGCUGCAGUCCGUCAAAUUGUGUUUGCCAUUGCAAUGGACACUCAACCUGUACAGAAUCUGUCAGUUCUAAAGAAGGUUGGCGAUGAAAAGAAAGUUGAAUGGGCACAUUACUUUAUAGACAAACGUUUUGAAGGCAUUGAGGAAAUGUUGAAAAAGACAUCUGGAAAAUAUUGUGUUGGUGAUGAGAUAACCAUGGCAGACCUUUGUCUUGUUCCACAAGUUUUCAAUGCUAACAGAUUCAAAGUUGACAUGACAAAGUUCCCGCGUAUUUCUGAGAUAAACGAUCGUCUGAUGGAAAUAGACGCAUUCAAAGUGGGACAUCCAUUUCGUCAACCCGAUUGUCCCGAUGAUCUUAAAAUUGACUGAGGGUAAAAUUAAAGUCGAUCUGAGAGGAAAUUAGUGUAGUAUCUGCAUUAUUAACUACCUUGAAAACGCGAGACUAAUGCAACUGAGGACUAGAAUGGAAAAAUAGAUGAUGAUGUAGGAGAGAGAGUUCUCUAGGUAUUCGUGUGUUCGCACGAGUGGAUUAAGCUUAGAAAUAUAAUUUGCGAAUAUUCUGACAAUGAUACUAGCUAGAUAUUGACUGUAUGAAGACGUAUGUACCACGAGUUUACAUGAAUCUAUAAA
Molecule: messenger RNA, 1021 nt
Organism: Dendronephthya gigantea
Lineage: Eukaryota; Metazoa; Cnidaria; Anthozoa; Malacalcyonacea; Nephtheidae
Product: maleylacetoacetate isomerase-like
Biological process (GO): glutathione metabolic process; L-phenylalanine catabolic process
Cellular component (GO): cytoplasm; mitochondrion
Molecular function (GO): glutathione transferase activity; maleylacetoacetate isomerase activity
Source: RefSeq, a predicted model, not a curated record